Pseudoliparis swirei is the source of this 1531-nucleotide messenger RNA. RefSeq names its product tubulin polymerization-promoting protein family member 2 (gene tppp2). The transcript has 4 exons. Gene Ontology annotation, biological process: microtubule bundle formation; positive regulation of protein polymerization; microtubule polymerization. Gene Ontology annotation, cellular component: microtubule. The coding region runs from base 63 to 599 and encodes 178 amino acids. Lineage: Eukaryota; Metazoa; Chordata; Actinopteri; Perciformes; Liparidae. Gene Ontology annotation, molecular function: tubulin binding. The record is from RefSeq and is a predicted model, not a curated record.
CUGUACGCUAAUCAAGAUCUCACUGAAUAUUUUUACAGCAUCCUUCCAUUUACGGCAGCAGCAUGGCGGAGAGCUCAGUGUCCAUAUCAGAGGUGGAGACCUCCUUCCAGAAGUUUGCAGUCCAUGGAGACACAAAAGCCAGAGGGAAGGAGAUGAACGGCAAGAACUUUGUUAAAAUCUGCAAGGACUGCAACAUCAUCGACGGCAAGAACGUCACCACGACAGACGUUGACAUAGUUUUCAGCAAAGUCAAGGUGAAGUCCGCUCGUGUAAUCACAUUUGAGCAGUUCAACCAGGCCCUGACGGAGUUGGCUCCCAAACGUUUCAAAGGCAAAAGCAAAGAGGAGUCGCUUCCACAGCUCUACGCUCUCAUUGUUGGGAAGGAGCCUGCCAACAUCGGAGUCACUAAAGUGGCAAAGGCAGCAGCAGUGGACAGACUGACCGAUACCACCAAGUACACUGGAGCGCACAAGGAGCGGUUUGACGAGUCGGGCAAAGGAAAAGGAAAAGUCGGGCGCGAGGACGUCCCAGACAACAGCGGCUACGUGGGCGCCUACAAGGGCAGCGGCACUUAUGAGGAAAAAGUUAAAGAGACAUAACUCUGCAGACAGAUUUAGAAAACUUUGAUUCAACAACUUGAAUUAGAGAUGUUAAACAUAUAUCAAAUUAUUUUAUUGGCUACUUACACUUUUAAGACAAAGCAAAUCAACUGAAUGUGUGUUGUGGGCCUCCCAUUACUAACUCUUGGAUCCAUCAAAAAACAAUUAAAGGGAAAUAAUGUGACAGCCAGGAUGAGUAGCUUAAACAAACUAUUUCCCCCCCGCAAUAAAAUCCAAAGAUAAUGGGCAUACUUAGCUGCAGUUAUACAGAAAUGUUUAAGUGGUUUGUACAGUAGCAUGGACAACUGAUAGACUAUUUUCAAUGAUUCCACAAGGACCAAAAGAUUAAACUGUACUUGCAGCCAAGCAUGCUUGAUAGAAACUAACUCUGCUUUGCAUUAUAAUUUAACACUGUGCCUUAGUAUCGAUGUAGCCGCUAGCCGGAAUGCUAUGAUAGACAGUAAUGUGCUGCUAAUCUCACUUACCUCAAUGCAAUCAAUGAUUCUUUAGCUGGUUUCAAGAAAUGAAGCUGCAUCUGUAGCUAUUACUUCACUCGCUAAGCUUAUUAGUGGAGAUACUUUUGCUCCAAGACCAUUUAAUUCUUCAUGAUAAAUGGAAAUGUAUAUAUUUCUGAUUCAAAAAAUAAACAAGCAGUGAAGAACAGAGAAAUGAUCCUGAAUUGAUGAAGCUCAGUGUAGCCUAACUCAUCUUAAUUUCUCAUUUUUAACUGACUAACAACAUUAUACUGUAUAUGAUGGCUUUUAUGGAGGAUUCUUCGGGACCAGCACAGCUGAUAAGCAUCACCUGGAUUUAGUGUGUAUGAUGUGUUGAAUUCCAUAAUAUUCUGUAUUCCCUGCAUUGCUAUACUAAAUACUUUUGGUCUCAAUACAUGAAGAAUAAAUGAUCUAAUAAACACGUGCUAUAUAUUAGAA